CAUCGUUCAUCCUGUCUUCUCUCAAGUGGUCUCCGACCCCCAUCACAGCCGUUUGUGAACAGCUCGCCAAUUUUGUUACGCUCAUUUGAUUGAUUUUCUUAUUAUAUCCCUGCAUUCGUCGUUGUGGGGCCAUCGCGUCACCACCCUCGGGCCACACCAGCGCUGGACGCCGAACGCACGCAUACUGGCUUCGCUCAACCGCACCUUCCUGCUGAGGAUUAUUGAGCGCCUAGGUAUCGCCUACGCAAGGGCGUCGGGUCUAUUCACCCAUACAGGCUCCUAUUGAAGGCCUUCCUGAAUAUCAGGUCACGUGCGAACACAUCAGAUGUCGCAUCGCCUCGCUGCAUAGCGCCCUCAAUCUCGAGGCGACGGGUUUCUCGCCCAACUCAUGCGAUUAGGCGCGCCCGUUCGAGGACACACAUUGAACUUUGCCGGCGCCCUCUUCCCACCAAACAACGCGCCCAUUCUCCUUCUCAUCUUUAAAUUCUCAUAUGCCGCCACUUUCCCGCCACGGCGUAAACCAACUCCUCAGCAUGGUUAAUGGGCGACCUCGGAGGUCGGCGGCGAGACCUCCUCUCGGGGAUGAGCCAUCGUCGUCGCCGAUAAGGGCGUCUCCCGAGGAGGAGCCAUCGUCACCAACUGCGCAGCCUGUUGAUGAUGAGGCCCUCAUCAAUGCGCCGCCUGAGUCUUCCUCCGACGAGGACAACGACGACGCGAGCCGCUCCGUCUCUACCAAAGGGGAUAUCAAGGGCUCGCUUUUUAGCUCACAGAAGCCGAGGCCUCGAAAAGAGCAACAGGCGAGCAGCACUACGAGCGCCGCAGAAACCACAAGCGCCAAAGCACGGAGCGAACAAGGGUUGCGAAAGAGCCCAGAGAGAGCAUCCCGUCGCUUGUCUUCCAAAGCCAAAAACGAUCAGAAGGCCGGAGUUGACGUGUCUGACGACGAGAUUGAUGCUGUGGAUCAACCCACAAAGAGGCCAGAAAAAAGCAGGACCAAGUCGGAAUUAGGUGCCCACCUUGAGGCACAAAUAUUUGUCAGGUCCUCCAAGAAAUACACAGCGCCGAGGACAAAACAACCCCAAGCCAAGAAGAGACCGGGCGGCGAUGAGGAGCCACCGCGCAAGCCGAAAGUGAGGCCACCCAAAAGGCCAAACGGCUCGGUCGUGGAUGCGGCCGCGGGUCCCGCAACCAAAAGGCCCCGGUUUAUCAUGCCAGUCGACAGCGAGGCCCCAGACACUCCCGCUGGUACUCGAUUCAAGGCAUUUGACUCGGUAAUCAGUCCGCCUUCUGGUGACAGCAAAAAGCCGUCCUUCAAGGGGAGACCCGUAACAGAUUCGCCGUUACGAGGUGGCGCGAAGUUCAAGAUGCUAGAUCUCGACACUGAGGACGACAAGAGCCCAACCAGCCGCCAAAAAGAGCCCCUGGCUAAGAGUCGGGGUCGAGCCCUAUCGGUGUCCAGCUCGUCUUCAUCACUCACUGAGCUCGAGUCCGUGCAGUCGGAUGGACCCGAUCUGUGUCCUAUGUGUGACGCCCCCAUCGACGCUGACCUCCUCGACGGACUCACAGCAAUCACGAUGAGCAUAGCGAAGCAGCAGAAGAUAUGUCAGCUGCACAAACGGCGUGAGGCAAAUGCGCAAUGGAAGGAGAAGGGAUACCCGACCAUCGACUGGGAUUUGCUAGAGAGCCGGUUCGAGCGGCAGCACGACCACCUGGACAAGGUUCUCAGGGCGGAAGUGGACUCUCACUACCGCGACGUGUACUCGCGCAGGGUCGAUUCGGGCAAGGGCCGGACGCUGCUGACGUCGGAAAAGGAGGCCGGGGGCAGCCUGACACCGGGCUACUACGGCUUUCGUGGGGCGCGGCUGAUGUCGGAGUGGCUAAUCCGCCGCUUCUCAGCAUCGCUGAGGAAGAGGGCGGUCAAGGACCGCCUUGUGGCGGCGCGCGGCCACACGACGUACGUGCAAUCGGUGCUGGUUCCCGAGCUCGCGGCUCGGCUCGUUGCGGAGGAUCUGAAAAUCAAGCCCGAGGCCGCGCGGGACGUGCUCCGCGAAAGCGCCCGGCUCGGUGAGCUUGUUCACGAGGAGUUGAGGGACGUUGUCCGGAACGAGCCGAGCGAUGGCGAAGAUGGCUUUUAGACGAGGCGGGAGAUGUAUGGGCGAGGUGGAACUCGACACUACUGGCAUUCGAGGUUUAUUAUCUCUAUGAUACCUGUGCAUUGCCCUCCCUUUUCUUCACCCCGAGAGUCUAUGUGGAACUGGAACGAGCGUUUGCCCCUCUCUUGGGGAUUCUUCCGCGCCUUCACACUGCCACAUCCAUGAACAUACCUGGCUUAUUGCUCACUGGCCAAGGCUACUAGCGAGACACAAGGACUACUAUCUGUCUCCUGAUCUAGGUAGCUUUUACGCGACGAACGAUUCGACUCUUGCGUGGUGGUUUAUCAAUGUCCCAAGAAGCUAAUAGCACGCGACCAACGAGAGGACGAAAGCCCCUGUCAGGGGUCUAGGCCCUCUGUCCCCCUCAGCGACCAACAGGGGGUGACCCCUUUCCUCGCCCCGAACUGCUGUCGCAGGAACUUUUGUCAGCCUUUUCAGACGCAUGCCUCCCACACGUGGGGAGAGGCUGUGUUCGGCCGUCAGCCUGCCGAAAUACUGCCACUCCUUGAUGCCGCACGACCUUCAGAUGGGCGAUCUCUGUGCAUUUUGUAACCUAUUCGGGAAGCCCUGCGGCCGCCAAAAUGCCGGCUUACCGAUCAUCGCUGCGUGUAACUCGCCCCGGGUGAUCGGUAGGUGACUGCCGAGCGGACUGUAACAGGAGAUCAAGUCUCCCACCCCUGCGAGCAAAACACCCAUUGCGUCGGCUUUUGGGACAAGGAACCCCACCCCUUAUUGUUUUUCUCCCCUCCGUUUUCUCUUCAUUGUCCUCUCCCCCUGUAGGGAUUUUGUUUAUAUCAGAGAGUCUCUUAUCAAACAUGGGUGCUCCCGCACUCCGCCAAUGUCAUUGUCAACACCGUAGUACCCACGACUUCCCGUUGCCGGGUUGGUCUGCCGAUCACGGUCCGCGAGGCCGAGACCGCACCCUAGCGGCGACUCGAGCGCUGGGGUGAAAAAGGGAGGGAGGGGGAAAGGAGGAUGAGCAUGGG
This is a messenger RNA of Gaeumannomyces tritici R3-111a-1, 3139 nucleotides long. RefSeq lists its product as hypothetical. Lineage: Eukaryota; Fungi; Ascomycota; Sordariomycetes; Magnaporthales; Magnaporthaceae. The coding region runs from base 492 to 2135 and encodes 547 amino acids. The transcript is spliced from 3 exons. The record is from RefSeq and is a predicted model, not a curated record.